Molecule: messenger RNA, 573 nt
Organism: Ziziphus jujuba (common jujube)
Lineage: Eukaryota; Viridiplantae; Streptophyta; Magnoliopsida; Rosales; Rhamnaceae
Product: disease resistance protein RUN1-like
Exons: 1
Coding region: 1-573 (190 amino acids)
Biological process (GO): signal transduction
Source: RefSeq, a predicted model, not a curated record
AUGGAAAGGCCCUAUUCCUCUCCCUCUUCUUCUUCCUCAUCUAAUUCUAAACCUCCUCCAAAAAAGUAUGAUGUGUUCUUGAGUUUCCGUGGUGAAGACACUCGCAACAGCUUCACAUCGUUUCUCCUCCAUGCGUUGAAGGAAAAAGGAAUUCAUGAUACCUUCAUAGACGAUGAGCUCAAAAGUGGUAAAGAUAUUUCCGCAGAACUUCUUAAAACAAUAGAAGAGUCUAGUUGUUCAAUUAUCGUUCUCUCAACAAACUAUGCUAAUUCAACAUGGUGCUUGAAAGAAUUUGUCAAGAUUCUUGAUUGCAGGAACACCAUGGAGCAUAUUGUUUUACCAAUUUUUUUCCCUGUGGAACCAACUCAUGUGCAAAACAAGACUGGAACAUUUGAGGAAGCAUUUAAUGAACUCAAAGAAAUGAAGGAAAUGGAGAAAGCAAUAUUGACAGAAAAUGAAAGACAAAACAUCGAGAAAGAGCUGAAAAGAUGGGAAGAUUCGCUGACACAAGUUGGCGGAAUUUCUGGAUUCCCUUUGACUGAAAGGGAAAGAAUCUCUUUUUCUUUUUCUUAA